Molecule: messenger RNA, 465 nt
Organism: Zasmidium cellare ATCC 36951
Lineage: Eukaryota; Fungi; Ascomycota; Dothideomycetes; Mycosphaerellales; Mycosphaerellaceae
Exons: 2
Coding region: 1-465 (154 amino acids)
Source: RefSeq, a predicted model, not a curated record
AUGGCAGAUUUCAUCUAUUCAGAGUAUCGCGAUGUCGUUCGUGUCGACGCGGACACCAUGGUGCCGCAGGCUGGUUACAGAUACUUCGCCGCCGAUGACUACCCGCUGCCAUCUUUGCAAUAUGCUCGCGAGAUGACACUUGCAAGAGGCCGCAUUCUCUACGAAGUCUGGGACCACUGGCGCAACAUGUUUGUCGGGUACAUCGUGCCCAGCCCCGUCUUCCACGAAGCGCUUGCCCAUCGCGACGGGCCCAGUCCAUCAGUCUGGUCCAACCUUCGCCCUGAUCGCCGCCUGAUCUGCCACCAGACCUACCGCAUCAUUACCGAACGUUUCCCUCGCGUCCAUCUCAUGUCUGCGAGACUCAUCACCGAGAGCUGCUUCUCCGAAUACGACCGAAUGUCUGUUCCAUCACAUCAAUUCAUCGAAGCUGCAGUCGUCGAACAUGUGAGGAACUUCUGGACCUAG